Messenger RNA from Pelagomonas calceolata, 818 nucleotides. Lineage: Eukaryota; Pelagophyceae; Pelagomonadales; Pelagomonadaceae. The record is from the annotation of a GenBank genome assembly.
CGAGGCGUAGCAGCGGCACGCGGUUGUAGAGCAGCUGCGAAUCGUCUAGAAGCAGCGAAGCACUCGCAGCGAUGCGCCAUUCCUUGGUACUUGCAGUCGUGUGGCUCGCCGCCCCGUGCCAGGGCUGGGUAGCACCACCACCUCGAUUGUGCAAAACUGCAGCGCCACCUCGACGCGGCCGACGCAGGACACCAGAACUGCUCAGCAACGAUAAUGAAGACGACCUCCCCGAGGAGACCAUCGGCGCCGCGUGGGAGGCGGGCCUAGAGAACGGCCGCGCGAUCGGGAAGACCGUCGUCGCGCGCUUCGCGUCGCCGAUCGUCGACGACCAGGGCCUGAUCAUCGCCGACGCGUUGGUGGCGGGGAUCGUCGCACCGGGGCUGGAGAUCAUCACCUGCACUUUGACAGGUUUUCCGCUGCCGAGCUGGUCUGCUGUCUUCGGAGCUAGGAGACUGGUCGCCCCGACUUUACUAAGGGGCGCGACGCUGUCGACGUGCUGGUUCGGCGGCGCGUUGAGUGCGCGGCUCUACGCGCGCGACGCGUAUGAUUUUCCUCCCCCAAAUGGCGCGGAGGACCGGUUCGCCGUCACAUUUAAACGGACGCUGCAGGCGGGCGCCUUCGCGACGGCCCUACUUAUUUUCAGCACGCAGCUGCGACUACUACUCACAUUUGGCUUCUGGCCCCAACUCGGCGACUCGCCGGCAUCCGACGCCGAAAUCCUGCGCCAGUUCUCGGACUUGGUGCGGGACGGCCUCACCGAGGCACUUGUGUUGAUGAGCUGGCGACUCACCAGGACCGAGCUAAGUAGGUUAGACUAG